This is a messenger RNA of Setaria italica (foxtail millet), 1250 nucleotides long. RefSeq lists its product as uncharacterized. Bases 182 to 907 code for a protein of 241 amino acids. The transcript has 2 exons. NCBI's taxonomy places the organism in Eukaryota, Viridiplantae, Streptophyta, Magnoliopsida, Poales, Poaceae. The record is from RefSeq and is a predicted model, not a curated record.
CUUGACAGGCGACGGCCUCUCUCAAAACGCAACCCCGCCGCGCACCCUCGAGCAGACUCGCUCGGAUUCGAGGCCUCCCUCUCAGCCGGCCUCUUCGCCCCUCCCCCCUUCCUUCCAGGCCGCCUCCGCUGCGGAGCAGCCGCCCGUUCUUGCCUCUUGGAAGCAGCAAGUUAUUUUCAGGAUGGCCAACUAUAUGAGGAACAAGAAAAGUUCAUCUCGUCAGCUCAGAUCAUCACAUUAUCAGAAACCCAGCGGUCAUUGCAUCUUUAAGAAGAGGGCCGCCAGCCAGGAGCUAGCAUUUGCAGCAACAGAGAAAUGUGCAUGGACAGAUGCAACCUGUCCAGUAUGCAUGGAAUUCCCACACAAUGCUGUUCUUCUACUCUGUUCUUCUCAUGACAAUGGCUGUCGUCCGUAUAUCUGUGCCUCCAACUUCCAGCACGCAAAUUGUCUUGAUCAGCUUGUAGAGUCAUGCAGAAAAGAAAGCUCUGAGGACCCGGAUACAAUUGAGGUCACAUGUCCCCUUUGCCGUGGUGAGGUUAAGGGAUAUACAUUGGUUGAGCCUGCUCGUAAGAAGUUGAAUCACAAGAGGAGGAGCUGCAUGCAAGAUGGCUGUUCAUACGUGGGCACAUACAGAGAGCUCUGCAAGCAUAUCAAAAGGAAGCACCCUUCUGCAAACCCGCGAGCUGUGGACCCCGUGCAUGCUUUGAGAUGGAAGCGGCUUCUAUUUCGAAGUUCAUUGCAAGAUAUGAUCUGUUCAACAACCUCACCAUUGCUGCAUGGGUUAUUGUCUGCUAUGCUGCAGUUUGACGAGCUUAUGGCACCUGCUUGGGGUGAAGGUGGUGAUCUUCGUGACGCUACCAAUGAUAGUUCACGGCAAAGUGCUGAUGCAGAGACUACUGAUUCGUGAUCUCUGGACCUGUCUCUGUGCUACAGGGAACCUUACAUGGAUCCCUGACUUGAUCCCCUGCAGAUUCACAGUUUCUGACCUGUCAAAAAUUCAUAUGUUCUCAGGGAAUGUCCAGUCCUCAUCUUGAGAAGAAACCGACUGUUAAGCUUUGAUGGAGCACUGGUGAUAUGCUUGUCGAACGGUGUGCGGUUCUUGUUCAUACUUCAUUUUGGCCUCUACCGUGUCGUGUGAUGCAUUUUUCCUGUGCAUACCUCUCCAUUGUAUGGCAGAACUGUUUCUUCUGAAAUGCAGUGUGUUCCCGUUCAGAAAUGGAAAUGCACAGUUUGAUGGCUGUUGGUUCUCU